Messenger RNA from Fulmarus glacialis (Northern fulmar), 1024 nucleotides. It is a transcript of the gene RAB19, whose product is annotated as RAB19, member RAS oncogene family. The coding region runs from base 9 to 653 and encodes 214 amino acids. NCBI's taxonomy places the organism in Eukaryota, Metazoa, Chordata, Aves, Procellariiformes, Procellariidae. The transcript is spliced from 3 exons. Gene Ontology annotation, molecular function: GTP binding; GTPase activity. The record is from RefSeq and is a predicted model, not a curated record.
GAGCCGCAAUGCCUUUCUCCAGCUCCGGCGCGGACGAUGCCUUCGACUACCUCUUCAAGAUCAUCCUGAUCGGGGACUCCAACGUGGGGAAGACCUGCGUGGUGCACCGCUUCAAGACGGGGCAGUACAACGAGAGGCAGCAGAACACCAUCGGCGUCGACUUCACUGUCCGCUCGAUGGACAUCGACGGCAAGAAAGUGAAGAUCCAAGUGUGGGACACAGCUGGUCAAGAACGCUUCCGGACAAUAACCCAGUCUUAUUACAGGAGUGCCCAUGGGGCCAUCCUUGCCUAUGACCUUACUAGGAGGUCCACAUUUGAAUCAAUUCCUCACUGGAUUCACGAAAUUGAAAAGUAUGGUGCUGCAAACUUGGUCAUUAUGUUAAUUGGGAACAAAUCAGAUUCACUGGAUAAGCGCCAAGUCUUGUUUGAAGAUGCCUGCACACUGGCGGAGAAGCACGGGCUCUUAGCUGUACUGGAGACAUCAGCAAAAGAAGCUCAAAACAUAGAAGAGGUGUUCACGUUAAUGGCUAAGGAGCUGAUAGCCCGAAAUACCUUACAGCUUCAUGGAGAGAACCCUCCAAACAGCAUCUAUCUUGAUUCCAGGCCAGUGAUUGCCAGUCCAAGUGUGGAGAAGACCCAGUGCCUCUGUUGAAGAGAGAUUUCAGGAAGAACUUGGAAGUCGUCAUUCUUCUGAGGCUGUUUGAUUUCAUUUUAUUCAAUUGAUGAAAGUGUGCUAUGUGGCCUCAAGCCAUCUCUCUCUUGAUAUCUCUACCUUGCAGUUUGGCUUGUAAGUAUCUUCAAAGAUCAUUGUUGCUGUUGGUAGCACAGGUUGCUUUGAACACGGCAGCUGAUAUUUUAACACAAACUUCUGAGCCGAGAGGAAUUGGGAAGCUGCCAGCCCUUGCCUUAACCAAAGAGAACUGUAAAAAUUAUUGCCUUUAAUUAUACCCUUAAAUGAUUUUCUGGCUGUGUCAGAAGAUAAAUUUGCGCCAGAGCUCUGCAUUGAUUUGACCAUUCUAAGCU